CGUGAUGUGAUGUGGGCGACGGAAGCGCGUGUAUUUGCACGAAUGACAUGAGGCGAUGUUUCUAUCUUUAUAUAUAAAAAAAGAGAGAGACUUAAUCAUCAGAUUGUGUGUAUCACGGAUAUUUUAUCAUCUCUUCACCCAGAGGUCAUUCAUAGCGGUUUAUGCAUCAGAUGAUGUCAUAUCUGAUCCUCAUUUUCAACCUUUGAUUGGGUAUCAAUGAGGACCAUGGCCUCCGCCGACCAAGACCAAGAGUCACAGCAGAAUCAGAACCACUACUUGUGUGGUUCUGUAGCGGCGUUCGCCAACAUCGUCAUCACGUUUCCCAUCCACAAGGCACUGUUCCGCCAGCAGUUGUUCGGAGUGUCGGCGUGGGAAGCUGUGCGUCAGCUCCAGAGGGAUGGUUUGCACACACUUUACCGAGGCAUCCUCCCGCCGUUACUCCAGAAAAGCAGCACUAUUGCAAUUAUGUUUGGACUCUAUGAGGACUUCUCAAGGUUGCUGCGACUAAACGCUCCUCACGCCCCCGUCCUGUUAACGGACAGUAUUGCAGCAGUCUUGGCGGGAACCGCUGAAGCAGUUUUGACGCCAUUCGAGAGAGUACAAACUUUACUGCAGGAUCCACGUCAUCAUGGAAACUUUCAGAACACUGCACACGUUUUCCGUGCUUUGCUUCAGCAACAUAGCAUCCGAGAACUUUACCGUGGCCUUGUCCCGAUCCUACUCAGAAAUGGCCCUAGCAAUGUUUUUUUCUUCGGUUUGCGUGGACCAAUUAAGGAACUGCUCCCCGAGGGCGAGUCAAAGGCAGGACAUUUGGUUAAUGACUUUGUUUGUGGGGGGAUUUUGGGAGCAGCUCUCGGGGUGUUUUUUUACCCUCUGAAUGUAGUUAAGUCUCACGCACAAGUAAAGAUUGGAGGGGAGUUUCAGACCUGCAGGGUGAUAUUGGCGACUGUUUUGAGAGAGAGGGACGGGAAGGUGAGCCGUCUGUUCCGAGGUGUGCAUUUGAAUUUCCAGAGAUCUGUUUUCUCAUGGGGAAUCAUAAAUGCUGCAUAUGAACUUUUAUUAAAAAUGGUCUGAUUGGGGCGAGAAAGAACAAAGGGGGACCUAAGUGAAAAGCACAGAGAAAGGAGUGAAAAUUAGUCUUCCUUAUUUCAUUUCUGCUGCUAAAAACAUAUUGUGCAAUAAUAGACAAUAUGUUAAAGCUAUAUUAAAGGGAUAGUUCACCCAAGAAAUUAAUAUUCUGUUUUCAUUUUUAUUCAUCCUCAAUGUCAUUCCAAACCUGAACCUAAGGCUAACUGAAAGGCAAUUUUUUAUUUUGAUAAUUUGUAGCUAUAUAAUUUUAAUUAAAAGAGUCAGACUCUCAUGCACACCAAAGCUAUGUUUAUUUGAUCAAAAAUAUAGUAAAAACAUUAAUAUUGUGAAAUAUUAUUACAAUUUGAAAUACAUUCUAAU
Pimephales promelas (fathead minnow) is the source of this 1449-nucleotide messenger RNA. It is a transcript of the gene slc25a51a, whose product is annotated as solute carrier family 25 member 51a. Gene Ontology annotation, cellular component: mitochondrion. Gene Ontology annotation, molecular function: NAD transmembrane transporter activity. Lineage: Eukaryota; Metazoa; Chordata; Actinopteri; Cypriniformes; Leuciscidae. Gene Ontology annotation, biological process: mitochondrial NAD transmembrane transport. The record is from RefSeq and is a predicted model, not a curated record.